ACAUUGAAGUUCGAACCACCUUCUGUUCCCUCUUCCUCAGGUUAAGUUUGAAAUUAAAGAAUCAUUAGCCGAACUCAAAUCCAAAAUCCCUUCUCCAAACCCUCUAAUGAGGACAUGCAGGUCAUAAUUUAAAAUAGCUGAGGGUAUUUUGUUCUAUAAAAAUACCUACCCAUCAACGACCAUCUUGCCUGUUUCUAUAAACGCAUGGUAUAACCGAAAUUUGCUCUAAAGUUAAUUUUGCACAACAAAAAAGAAAAAAAGUCAUCAAUGGCAGAGCUAGAGAGCCCAAACGUGAUGCCAAAGCUCAUCACAUUUCUCUCUUCUCUGCUUCAAAGGGUAGCUGAAUCCAACGAUCUCAACUGCCAAUUUCAGCCCCAGAAAUAUUCAGUCUUUCAUGGACUCACUAGACCUCCUAUUUCGAUUCAAAGUUAUCUAGAGAGGAUCUUCAAGUAUGCGAAUUGUAGCCCAUCUUGCUUCGUCGUUGCAUACGUUUAUCUCGAUAGGUUUGCUCAAAGGCAACCCUCUUUGCCUCUCAAUUCUUUCAAUGUUCAUCGUUUGCUUAUAACAAGCGUCAUGGUUGCCGCCAAGUUCAUGGAUGACAAGUAUUACAACAAUGCUUACUAUGCAAAAGUUGGAGGAAUCAGCACAAUAGAGAUGAACUAUCUUGAAGUGGAUUUUCUAUUUGGAUUGGGAUUCCACCUAAAUGUGACCCCUGACACCUUCCACACAUUCUGUUCCUACCUCCAAAGGGAGAUGAUACUUCAACCUCCAAGCUUAGCUGAAUCUUCGCUGAAGUUAGGGAGAUCUCUAAAGCUCCACUUGUGUUUCAAUGAGGAUGAGACAUCCCAUCAAAAGCAGCAACUCGCUGCUUAACCCUUUUCAUUGUAAACACUAAAUGUAGUUAGUUAUAGAGAUGGCGACUCUCCUCAAGUCUCCUUUUUCAUUUUCUUGUGUUGGGAUAGGCAGGGGCUCUGAAUUUUUUUUUUUUUUUUUCCUAAUUCUCUUGUGUGGCUUUUGGAUUAUUCAAAUGAUUUGGUAAUGUACAGAUGACAGUCUGGCUACCAAAAUGUCUCUCUCCUACUCCUAUGUCAUCAGCCUAUAAAUUUGGGUUGACACAGUUAUUGCA
Molecule: messenger RNA, 1126 nt
Organism: Hevea brasiliensis (rubber tree)
Lineage: Eukaryota; Viridiplantae; Streptophyta; Magnoliopsida; Malpighiales; Euphorbiaceae
Product: cyclin-U4-1
Exons: 2
Coding region: 268-873 (201 amino acids)
Biological process (GO): regulation of cyclin-dependent protein serine/threonine kinase activity
Molecular function (GO): protein kinase binding
Source: RefSeq, a predicted model, not a curated record